Anolis carolinensis (green anole) is the source of this 9171-nucleotide messenger RNA. Its product is annotated as zinc finger protein 658B-like. Lineage: Eukaryota; Metazoa; Chordata; Lepidosauria; Squamata; Anolidae. The transcript has a single exon. Gene Ontology annotation, molecular function: RNA polymerase II cis-regulatory region sequence-specific DNA binding; DNA-binding transcription factor activity, RNA polymerase II-specific. Gene Ontology annotation, biological process: regulation of transcription by RNA polymerase II. The coding region runs from base 4888 to 6513 and encodes 541 amino acids. The record is from RefSeq and is a predicted model, not a curated record.
UUGUAAAAUCAUAACCUAAUUUGAUGUUUAAUAGGCUUUUCCUUAUUAUCCAACAUAUUUGCUUAUCCAACAUUCUGCCGGCCUGUUUAUGUUGGAUAAGUGAAACUCUACUGUACUGUAUUUACAAAUUUACCACUAAAAUAUCACAAUGAAUUUAAAACACUGACUACAAAAAAAUUGAUUAUGAAAAGGCAGACUGCGUUGGAUAAUCCAGAACAUUGUAUAAACGAAUGUUGGAUAAGUGAGAUUCUACUUUAAUAUGAAAUGAUUACUGGGAUAGAAUAAUGCAGAACAAAAUAAUCUCUAAAACCAGGACAGUAAAUAAAGACCAACAGUCUGAAAGCAGGGAAACUGGAAAUUCCACAAAGGAAACAAUCAGGGCCAGCUAACACCUCCCAAGAAAGGAUUCUUCCAGAAAGGAAGCUGAGAAGGGAGUGAAGCACUGUGUAUUACCAAAGUCAUUAUUAUUACUAUCGUUAUUAUUAUUGUUGUUGUUGUUGUUGUUGUUUUUAAAGCUGCAAGGCCAUUACAUCCUAAUCAUUUUUCCUAAUUGCAGCAUUCAUACUUGCCUCCAACAGACAAAAAACCAAUCAGAAAUAUUGUAUAUUCACAACCUUUAGGAAAUAAUAUCCCCUGAUGGCACAGCAUGUUAAAGCGCUGAGCUGCUGAACUUCUGGACCAAAAGGCCACAGGUUUGAAUUGGGGGAGCGGAGAGAGCCCCCAGUGUUAGCCCCAGCUUCUGCCAACCCAGAAGUUCAAAAACAUGCAAAUGUGAGUGCAUCAAUAGGUACUGCUCCAGCGGGAAGGUAACGCCGCUCCAUGCAGUCAUCCCACAUAACCUUGGAGGAGUCUACGGACAACGCCGGCUUUUCGGCUUAGAAAUGGAGAUGAGCACCAACCCCCAGAGUCAGACACGAAUGGACUUAAUGUCAGGGGAAAACCUUUACCCUUGACCUUAACUACCACCAAUUCCUCAAUACUUUAUUUCCCAUAACACCAGACUUCGCCACAGCAACGCGUGGCCGGGCACAGCUAGUAUUCUAUAAUAUGCAUAUUUAGGGAUUUUAAUUAAAAGUCUGUUUUUAAUUAUACAAAUUAAAAGCCCGUUUUUAAUUAUACAAAUCCAUAGUUUCUCACUUUUGGUUGCCAGAACCUCCAUCCCAUCAUGCCUUGCUGCUUUCUCCAUUUUGCCAUGUAUUCUUCUCAUCUUCAGGUUCUCCUUUAGCCCAAACACGUUGGCUACAGAGUCAGUCUGGAUCCCUGUAGAAUGUUAUCUUUCCAGUUCAGACACUCAUUCUCACGCCAGGGAGCCGACCUGCUUCCCUGGCUUGAAUGUGCGCAGUCUUGCAGUUCAAACUCACUCCUGGCCUGAUGCUCCUGGUGGCUGGCAUCGGUUCUCAAGCCUUCCUUAGAGCAGACCAUCCUUGUUUCCCUGCAGCGGGGAGUCCUCGCUCUCCCAGUUGGCAGUUUCCUCUUUGGCCUGCAUGGGUCCCUGUGCUGACUCUGUCUGUGUAGGGGCGUGGGCUUUGUCCUUCCCCAUUCUAGCUGGUGGGGCCUGUCGGGACUGUCCUUUUUCUCCUUGGGCCGAUGUGGCUCCCUCCAGCACUCUGCUGCCCAAUGGCUUUCCUUCCCGCACGUGAAAAAAGGAUCCCGUUGUUCUUUUCUCUCCCGGCUGCUCGACCAUCCUCGUGGAGGAUUCUGUGGACCUCCUCCUCCCAAGCCUACUGCAGUGGUUCUUCUGAUGACGCCAUCCCUGGCUCAUAUUCUCACUUGCUCUUUGUCAUGCUCCACUCUCCCCGCUAAGAUGUUCCAUUCCUCUAGAGUCCUGGGACUCCUCGACCCACAGGAUACUGGGUCGAACUCAGUGGUCGUCUGGUCUCUCCCAAAUUCAGUGACUCUUCUGGGUCUUCCCCCAGAGGUGACGGGUGGGUCGAGUGCUAGGGCAGCCACGAGAGCUCCAGUCCCAAAGGGGGAGAACUCCUGCCGGGUUGUCUCUCCGGCCUCGCUGGGUGUCCACUCUCUGACAUCCUGCUGCUACACACCUCUUGUUGUUGGUAGAGGAAGAGUCUUUCGAAGAGACAGGGCUUACUGUCAUGAACGUGAGCUUCUAGAACGGCUCACGGAAUCAUCUUGAUGCAGUUCCUUUAUUUUCCAAGUCAUACAAGCAGAAGGAAAGUUGCUUCUAAGCUCUAACCAUAAUGUGCCAGGUUGUAUCUCUUCCCUGUUUCCUUUCACCACCUCAUUGUUUACACAUUCCCAUGGAACCUAACUGCUAUCUCCAUAACAACCAUUAUGGCUAACUUCUGUCUCCCAGCCUUGAUCACCCAGAUGGUCGUCAUUAACAGCUUCUUGUUCACAGCUCUUUGAUGGCAUGGUCACUCCGAAGGCUUCCUUUGAAGAUGUAGAGUGAUCCCUGACAGCUGAUGCCAUGUUGAAUGGCAACUCCCAAAAAUUCUAUAGUAUUGAUCUAUGGCAGCUGAGGUUGGACUCAGUUUGUGUUUGUUCUACGCGGUAGGUGUGUCCCAGGUCAGGGAAGCCUUUCAAAAGCAGAGAACAGCAUUUUGGACCUUGUAGAGGCCACUUGGGGCACUUCCAGACAGCACUAAAUCACGGGUUUUAAACAGGGGCAAAAGAUCCCAGGACUUCAGAAGAGGUCCACAUACAGACCUGUUGGUCAUGGGGUUUCUGCCUCCGUUGUCCAGACUUGCUGCUUUGUUCCGAGAGUUAGAGGCUCCCAAAAUGGUUGCUGCAGGACUUCUGCCUGAAACCUCCGUGUUUUUUUUUAUGACAAGAUGUGGAUAUGCAGAGAUUCAGAUAUGCAAAAGUUCCGUUCUUUGUCUUGGCCAGAGAAACUGUGCCCUCCAAACAUUUCAUGAAGUAUUUGCCACACAAACAAAUCUAAUGGGGCAGGGCCACCUUGCCCAAGUCAGCACUGCACAAUAAAACAGGAACAGGCAAUUGUAAGCCAGGAACAGAAGUUUGUCAUUAUCUUCUACUUUUACAGCCUGGCUGCCUGGCCAUCUAUCCAGACAGAUUUGGUUGUGUACUUGUGGCAUCGAACAACAGGGCGCUGUUCCUAGGUUCUACAUGGCUUUCCUUAUUAGCCACCUGCAUGACCUUGUCUCUAUAUAUUUACAUUCCUCUCCAGCACGUCCAUGUCCCAACAGCCCGUAGUAAGCAUUUGUCAUUUACAUUACCCAUGUUGUCAGCACACACCCAAUGAGGAACCAACAUGUAUAGCCUGGCAAUAUCAUCAUGUUGUUCCCUGGCGCAAGUACACUACAAAACCUGUCUUCACCGAUGGCCAUACAACAAAGUGUGAGUAAUUACAGUAAUGAUGGCAUUCUGUUCCUGGUUUGAAAGUGUCUGCUCCUGUGUCAUUGUGUACUGCUUACUGUGAAGGUACUUGUUGCACCCCAGGAACUCGAUUUUUCGGCCACAACCUUCAUUAAACAGGUGAAGGAUGAAGUUCCUCUUCCCAGGCCAAGGUUUUUGCCUUCUUACUCGAGUGUCACCUUCCUUUUAGGGCCCUUGGAGGCAUCCUCCAAAAAGUAUCCAGGCAGGCUUUUUUCCCCACAGCCUCUGUUUUUCUCAAGAUUUCCUUUUGGUUGGCUAAAUAUUGAGGCCCAUGCUUUUAUUAAAUGCCAGGGGAGGGGGCAAUUGAAUUAUCUGCUCCCUCCCUUUUCCCUCUGUUUUGCUCGUGCUCAGUAAGUCAUUUGUGAGGCAUCUUCCAGGACAGGAAUGGACAGAGUGGGUGCCGUUCUUCCCCAGGUUGGGAUUUAAUGGCUUAGAUUAUUGCAGACACGUUCCUACAACCCUGUGCACAUAACCCGUGUUUCUCUCGAUCGCCUUCACCUGCUGAAAAGCCUUUCCCCACAACAGAGGGCAGGAAAUAGAGGCGGAAAUGGACAGGGGUGGAAAGGGCUGGGCAGGAAGGAGGAUUUCCCGACUGCGCUGUGCCUGUGAAUUUGCAUGCCGUCCUACGGCUCAACCAAGGGAGUGAACAACCCAACGGGGACUUAGUCCAGGCGAGACCAGUUCUGUGAGCAUCUCAGCAUGCCUAAAUGGGGUGUUGAAUUUGCCAGGCAGGAAGGCAACGUCUUUGGGAAUUUGGGGUUCCUUUGAGAGAUGUAGGAAAUGUGGUGGCAGCAGAGGCCCAAUUUGGGAUGCACAGGAGACGGACCUGGGAUCCCUUGUGGCCUGAAAGGGAACCUGAAAUUCAUGAAAUCAUCAGGAAAGGGAUCAUUGUGCCUCUUAAGAUUAAACUUAUGCUGGUAAUUCACGGAAACCCAUUAUCCAGGGUGAAUGACGCCCCAUCUUUCGCCUGUCUGACUGUCUGCCUUGUAUUUGUUUAGCCGUGUUUAGGUCAAGCCAACAAAAUCAAUGUGGCUCUGUAGUAUUGUACGAAGGUCCCUUUUUCUUCCAUCCAUCCCUCUUUCCUUCCAUCAAUCACUCAUUUUCAUCCUCCCUCCCUUCUUUUCUUCUCUCCUUCUGAAUCCAUCCCUUAUUGUCCAUCAAUCUGUGAUCACCUUUGUUUGUUUCCGUGUGUCCUUGAGACCCUUUAUAUCUCCAUUUCUUCCAUUUUCAACAUGAGCCCUGAAUGGAAAAGACGAUCAUCUUGGAAAUAAAGGAAGUUUGCAGGUUCAUGUUUAACCUUUUGCUUCUUCUUUCUUGAUCAGGGAAAUGAAGACCCUAUGAAGUCACCACAGGCAUGAAAAGAAAAUAUCAAUAUCUAUUGGAGAUUGAGGAAUUUGGAAACCAAAGGGCAAUAAUGAAAGAAAUCCUGUGGAAAGAAGAAAUCCUCUCUAGGUGCCAAUCUUGUGGAACUCAAUUUUGAUCAGAAGGAAAAAGGGAACACUCACGUGUCCAUAUCACAUAACUGUCGAUAUGGAGGAGAAACCCUAUACAUGCCUUGAGUGUGGAAAGAGCUUCAGUUGGAGGAGCCAUCUGCUACUGCAUGAAAGGACUCACACUGGGGAGAAACCCUAUACAUGCCUUGAGUGUGGAAAGAGCUUCAGUUGGAGGAGCCAUCUGCGACUGCAUGAAAGGACUCACACUGGGGAGAAACCCUAUAAUUGCCUGGAGUGUGGACAGAGCUUUACUCAGAAGGGACACUUACAUUCACAUCAAAGCACUCACACUGGGGAGAAACCCUAUAAAUGCCUGGAGUGUGGACAGAGCUUCACUCGUAAUUCAGGCCUACGUACACAUCAAAGGACUCACAGUGGGGAGAAACCCUAUGAGUGCCUGGAGUGUGGACAGAGCUUCACUCAUAGUUCAGACCUACGUUCACAUCAAAGGACUCACACUGGGGAGAAACCCUAUAAAUGCCUGGAGUGUGGACAGACCUUCACUCAUAAUUCAGGCCUACGUUCACAUCAAAGGACUCACACUGGGGAGAAACCCUAUAACUGCCUGGAGUGUGGACAGAGCUUCACUCAUAGUUCAAACCUACGUUCACAUCAAAGCACUCACACUGGGGAGAAACCCUAUAAAUGCCUGGAGUGUGGACAGAGCUUCACUCGUAAUUCAGGUCUACGUUCACAUCAUAGGACUCACACUGGGGAGAAACCCUGUACAUGCCUUGAGUGUGGAAAGAGCUUCAGUUGGAGGAGCCAUCUGCGACUGCAUGAAAGGACUCACACUGGGGAGAAACCCUAUAAUUGCCUGGAGUGUGGACAGAGCUUUACUCAGAAGGGACACUUACAUUCACAUCAAAGCACUCACACUGGGGAGAAACCCUAUAACUGCCUGGAGUGUGGACAGAGCUUCACUCAGAAGGGAAGCUUACAUACACAUCAAAAGACUCACACUGGGGAGAAACCCUAUAACUGCCUGGAGUGUGGACAGAGCUUCACUCAUAAUUCAGGCCUACGUUCACAUCAAAGGACUCACACUGGGGAGAAACCCUAUGAGUGCCUGGAGUGUGGACAGAGCUUCAGUGAUUGUUCAACUCUACGUAAACAUCAAAGGACUCACACUGGGGAAAAACCCUAUAAAUGUGUGGAGUGUGGACAGAGCUUCACUUGGAGUUCAGGUCUACGUUCACAUCAAAGGACUCACACUGGGGAGAAACCCUAUAAAUGCCUGGAGUGUGGACAGAGCUUCACUCGUAAUUCAGGUCUACGUUCACAUCAUAGGACUCACACUGGGGAGAAACCCUAUGAGUGCCUGGAGUGUGGACAGAGCUUCAGUGAUUGUUCAACUCUACGUAAACAUCAAAGGACUCACACUGGGGAAAAACCCUAUAAAUGUGUGGAGUGUGGACAGAGCUUUGCUGAUAGUUCAACUCUUCGUAAACAUCAAAGGACUCACACUGGGGAGAAACCCUAUAAAUGCCUGGAGUGUGGACAGAGCUUCACUCAGAGUUCAGGCCUACGUUCACAUCAAAGGACUCACACUGGGGAGAAACCAUAUACAUGCCUGGAGUGUGGACAGAGCUUCAAUAAGAGGGAAAUUCUACGUAUACAUCAAAGAACUCACACUGGGGAGAAACCAUAUACAUGCCUUUAGUGUGGACAGAUUUUCACUCAGGAACCACGUCUACAUACACAUCAAAGGAUGCACACUGGGAGAAACCAAUACAUGCCUGGAGUGUGGAAAAACCUUCACUUACAAUGUAAAUCUACAUUUACAUCACAGGACUUUUCAUGACAACAAUAGGGGCAUAUGUCAAGUGUCAGAUUUAUGAAUGAGAAUAAGUGGUACCAAAGGCAGAAGUGUGCUUGUAUAGGAUUGUCUACAUGGAGUAGAAUCAUACGGUAUAAAAAAACAAUGAAUAGAGAGUGUGAAGUUUAUAGAAAUAGAUCCAUUCUUGUCUAUUUUUUGUUUGUUGGUGUAAUUUGUGUCUAUGUAGGUAUGUGUUUUGUUGAUAUUUGUUUCUAAUUUAGCUUUGUUCUUUGUUGUAGUAGCUAGUUAGCCACAUAAGUUUAGCAUCAUUUUCUAAAAGGUGGCAAAUUUAGAUAGGUUAAAAAUUCUGAGACUGGAGUGGCAGAUAGAUGUGAUUUUAGACCAUGUGGAGUUUACUGCCCAAUUUAUUUUGCCUUUAAGGUUGGCCGCAUAGCUCUGGAGUUGAUUGUUAUCCUGUCAGUGAUGCAGAAAGUAGACAUCCCCAGAACUUCUGCCUGCCAGCCGGGAAUAUAUAAAUCCUCCUCUCACAUGAAUUAUCCCGUUCUCAAUUUGUGCUGGCUUAUCAAUAAAUUGAGUAGCAACCCUUCAGUUGGGCUCGGCAGCGCAGCUACUCGGCUUUAUUUACACAAGCAUAUAUCCCAGGGUUGUUCACACAGCUGACUAUGGUAGUGAAAUACAGUAACACCCAAAUCCACAAACGGGGUUUAUUGGGCCUACUAUAAAGGCACCAAAAUAUACCCUGCAAGAUUUCAAAGUUCCGUUGGCUUUUCUAUUAGGCAAAGACAUUAGAAGUCAUACAGCAAAAGGAGAAGAAUAAGGCCAUUGUGAGUGUGACAGGCCCACAGUUUGUCAAGGUGUUGGCUUUGUUAAUGUCAGGCAAGGUAUUAUUUUUCCUCAUUUGGGCUCAGUGAGACAGUCAUAAGAUCUGGGCAAUGAAAAGGGAGCUUGAGAGCCAUGCUGCUUCUGCCCUGGAUGAGGUAGUUGAGAAUAGCUUGCUCUCAACCACUAAACACCAGAGCCUUUCAAGCGUUAUUCGUGGAUUUGUUAAUGCUAAUUCAUUAGGGAGAUAAGUUUCCCCUGGCCUGCUUCUAAAGCUGAGAGAGUGUGACUGGGACAAGGUCAGGUCAGAGAUUCUGUAGCUGAGCAGGGAUUUAAACGCUGGUCUCCAGAGUCAAUAGUCUAAGUGCUGCAUCAUGCUGGUGUGAAGACUGUAAUGGCCACGAGAGAGAAGGGUCUUACAGUUGGAUGGACUCGGUCAAAGGCGCUUUGGCCGCUGCCUUGGCUUUGCAAAGCCUGAGCAGGACGGGAGGAAACAGUGGCCUGGAGGCCGCUCUGUCAUGAGAUCACCACAAGUUCAUCUGAUGGCUGUCAGUGAAGCAUCAACUAUGGCGUUGGAUAAUCAUCAGCAUAGAAUAAAGACGAGGAACUACCCUCCGGAAACUUUGACUUUUACAUUGGUAAGCAUUUAAAGUGGAUAAAAACUUAUUUGAUAAUAAGUUUUGAUAUUAUUGAUAUACCGUAACUUGAAACUAUUUUGGACUCUGGAGAUGACCAUGUUAUUGCUAAGUUGUAUAAACUUUUGUUGAAACAUGAAAUGGAGGAGGCGAAAGAUUGUGUGGUAAAGUGGGCACAACAUUUUGGUAAACGAAUACAAAGGGAACAACAGAAAAGGGUUUGGACAAAGCGUGUGGAAUUUACAAUUGAGUAAAAAUACUUUUUAUAACAUUAUGUUUAGAUGAUACCUGACACCAGAAAGGAUGGCGAAGAUCUGUAACAACAGUUCUAGAUUGUUGGAAAAUUGGGGGAAAGGUGGGCACUUUUUAUCAUGUGUGAUGGUCAUGUAAAAAGGCCCAGAAAUACUGGGCACAAAUACAUAUGAUUUUAGAAGAAAUGGUUAAAGUCAAAUUUGAAAUGAAACCUGAACUCUUAUCUGCUUGGGAUGUGAGAUGAACAACUUAAUAGGAAAUGUGGGAGGAGAUUGCUAUAGGUGAGAACGGCAGCAAGAAUGACCUCCACUUAAAGAUGGAAAGACUCUGUCAGAAAAUGAUUGGCUGACGAAAAUGUGAUUCUGUCAGAAAAUGAUUGGCUUAUGAAAGUGUGAUUCUGUCAGAAAAUGAUUGGCUUACGAAAAUGUGAUUCUGUCAGAAAAUGAUUGGCUUACGAAAACAAGUGAGUUUGUGGGAAUGAAGAGGCUUACUCGUUGACUGAGGAGAAAUCUCUCACUUAAGAAAGACCGGGGCCCAUUGAUUGUGUUCCUCCAAAUCUCCAUCACUGUCUGUUUGUUUGGGACUAGAAGUGUGUUACUAUGUGAGAAAGGACGUUCCAAGGGUUGCUUUUCAGUAAACGGGUGUAGAAAACAGAGAGAAGAUAACAACCAGGGAGAGAAUGCCAGGUCAUUACAUUAGAUAACGUAGAUUGUUUGUAGUUAUUGGGGUUUUUUAUAUAUAGGAUAAAGUAGUAUUAUUCUAGAAACAGUAUUUUUAAUCUCUUGUUGUUGAUGUUGUUUUGUUUUUGUAUAUCUAAAUAAAGAAAUGAAUUAAA